CUUUUCGAAUUUUAAGAAAGAAGGGGUAAUUGACACUAACACAGGAGGAGAUUACAUCGCGGGAUAUACCAUUCUCCUCCACGUCGGAGGUUUGGUACUAAACGUCUCCUAAGUAUUGCCCUUUAAGAUUUUGAAGAAUGGAAGGUUCAGGCAGUUUAUCCAACGCAGGAAAUUUUGGAUCUAUUGGAAGACAAUCACAAGCUUCCCAAAAGAACAGGGAGAAUAGUAUUUCUCCUCCAAGUAAUAUGCACCAUCACAGUGCUUCUUUAAAUAAUCUUCUCAUAGAUGAGCAACCAGCUUGGCUCGAUGAUCUCCUAAGCGAGCCAGCGUCACCUAAGAUCAACAAAGGUCAUAGGCGUUCAGCUAGUGACACAUCUGCCUACUUAAACUCAGCUUUUAUGCCUUUUAGAGAAGAUGACCUUCUGAAUAGUCAUUUUUCUGGGCCAUCUGGGAUAGUGCAGAACAUUAAUCGGCAUGAUGAUUUGUGGCAGCCUAACUCUUACGACAACCACGGUAAAUUGGGAUGGGAGUUUUCUAACAAAAAUGGAACUAAUGUCCAAACACAUGUGUCAUGGGGAGCUGUAAAUAAAGCAGGUACCUCUGCCUCGAAAUCAGCUGAAACACAAGUAAGUAAAAUGAAAGAAGGCUCUUUCACAAAACCAGACGGUCCUGGAUCAAAAACUGACUCUAAACGUAUCAAACACCAAAAUGCUCAUCGGGCACGUCUAAGGAGGCUUGAGUACAUAUCAGAUUUGGAAAGAACCAUCCAAGUGCUACAAGCUCAAGGAUGUGAAAUGUCAUCUGCCAUACACUACUUGGAUCAACAGCUAGUCAUGCUUAGCAUGGAAAAUAGAGCAUUAAAACAACGUCUGGAUAGUUUAGCAGAAAUCCAAAAGCUUAAACAUGUCGAGCAACAAUUCCUUGAAAGAGAGAUAGGAAAUCUGAAGUUUCGAAAGCACCAACAACAACCACAACAGAAUCAGAAACAAAUGCAGCAGAACCGAUACGACUACCGCCCACCCGCCACACAGGAACCCGAGUCCCAGUUUGCAGCCUUGGCAAUAUGAUUUAGGAAAUUCUGGAUCCAGUUCCAGUUAACUUUCUCACUAUGCUCUAUAAUAAGAUCUUAUAAAUCUUUUUCUCAAUGUUCAUAUAUGAUAGGUAAGCCCAGUAAAGUUUGCAGUCUUGAAUGAAUGCCUGAGAAAAGUAUAGUAACAUAUAUAAUAAUGUGGAUGUUCAAGUUCUUCUCUUUUUAUUUAAUUAUUUUUAUUGAAGAUGUGUAAGAGAAUUUCGUCUAUGAAACAGCUCUACCAUGUUAAUUAUGUUGUAAUAAUUUAUAUAUAUCUAUACUGAAGACUUUGAUUCU
Brassica rapa (field mustard) is the source of this 1366-nucleotide messenger RNA. RefSeq names its product basic leucine zipper 61. The record is from RefSeq and is a predicted model, not a curated record. Lineage: Eukaryota; Viridiplantae; Streptophyta; Magnoliopsida; Brassicales; Brassicaceae.